CUGUUAAUUACAUUACCAACCAUAACAUCCAGUUUUACUAUCGAGAUGUCUAGUCUGACUCUGCUUGCCGUGUUGCUUGGCAGCGGCAUCUACGCUUCAGCCUUACCUCAACCCGACGCACCGGGGUCGGAGACGGAGACGACUGCUGCUACUACUGCUGCAGCCAGCCUCGCCCAGGAAUGCACCACCAUCUCUCCAGCAGCUGGGGGUAAUGGUAAUUGGGCAUUAUACUUCUCGGGAAUCGGCUUAGAGAGAGAAGAUGGCCACGGGUUGUACAGCAAUGCUGGCAACAAAGAGCCCGAAGCGUGGGGCGAAGCAAUUCGCACUUUCGUUCGAUGUGGAAUAUGGGCAAUCACUUGGGCCAUGGCGUUGUCAGGUCUUCGAUUUAGACGAUGCGAGUCCGGAAUUGUUUGAGACUGUCUACGACGACAGCGUUGCCUACCAUAACAUCCACUUCCAAUUACUGUUCAGUGUCGAGAUUUACCACAGCACGUCUCUGACUCUACUUGCCAUUGGAGGUACCCUCCAGGGACUACUUCACAGCACUUACGCUACUAGCUUACCCGUAAGUGAGACACGCUUUGAAUAUCCGCUCCUUGUCACAGCUGCCGAAGACUGCUCCACCAUCUGGCGCGGUACCUACGGGUAUUUCCACCUGUACGUCACGGAGGAAGCCACAAUCAGAAACGAUACGCAUCACACCCUGAAGUACACCUUAUCGUAUCCGCGUGCGUUGGUCAGAGAGGUUUGCGGGCUCGAGGCGCGAAUGGGGUGCGCGGAGGAGGCUGUUAAACUCGGCGCGAAGCAAUUCUCGGUUCAAGAGGGACCGAUUAAUCACUCCACGGCUACCGCCGAAUGGACCUGUCGGAUUUACACCAAAGAUGAUCCCAAUCCGGAGUUGUUCAGUACUUACGACUGGGACGCCAAAUACGUCUGGGCUUGGACGCUCAAGGACCACGAAUAG
This is a messenger RNA of Exophiala viscosa, 964 nucleotides long. RefSeq lists its product as uncharacterized. The record is from RefSeq and is a predicted model, not a curated record. The transcript has 3 exons. Lineage: Eukaryota; Fungi; Ascomycota; Eurotiomycetes; Chaetothyriales; Herpotrichiellaceae. Bases 260 to 964 code for a protein of 234 amino acids.